AUGCCAACAGUCCCGUCUCCUGCUUCCCGACAAGCCUACGUUGUCGUGUUGGCCGUGAUGGUUUCCCUUCUUUUUAUCAGUGCUGCCGACGCGGAGGAAAUCGUCAUUGGUGUUCUGGACGGCUCCCACAAACUGACGGCGGAGGACAUAAAGAAUGGAUUUAAAGCGAACGAUAAAAAUUUUAUUAAUUCCUGUGGUAAAUUCGACGUAAAUGGUGACAAAUUCGUCUUGAUAAUUGAGAUGGGAAACUUCACAGACUAUCUUAUCCCCCAAAAGGGCGUUCAUCUCUGUGACCUUCUCACCAGCCCGACGAGGGAACAAAAGUAUCUCUACGCCCCGCAGGACCCUCGAGACGCCACGUGGGAUGGACACACUUUCCCCGUCACACCGUCCAUCUACGAGGAUGCGUUGGGCGGAUCCGCAGAAGGCUAUGUCAACGUUGAGCGAAGUACACUAUCGUUCUGGGGUGACAACGGGAGCAACGAUAACCACACGGGAGGCUGUUGCGCGCUGAUGCCCGGUCAGAAUGCCGCUUGGUACCGGCCGUACCGCCUGUUAUUCUCUCCGAAGGAACCUGCAAUGUAUCUUGCCUGGGGUACAAAGCCAAAGGCUGCUGUCCCCAACGUUCCAGUGGUAUUUGAAGUCAACUUGUGGAACAUGCGAAGUGAGCCAGUUCUUGAAAAUGUCACAUUUAAUAUUACGACAAACGGAAAGAAAGUCACUGUGACAAGUCCAACGGGAAGGUACACGCAUUUUGCCAACGCCUCAGAUCCUAGCGCUGCGAAAUAUACCAUCAUAGUAGACCUUGUAUCCGGACCCGAUACGGUGAACACAAGGCAACUGAAGGCUGUGGUGGAUGUUUUUGGGAAACUCCCGUGGGAUGUGGCACCGACUGCCGGCGAAAACAUCCCGGCGCUUGUGCGAUUUGGCAAGGCGGGCACGGCAAUCGGUCCUGUGGAUGGGAUUGCGGCACUUAACGAAGAUUGGUUUGCAUCCUCCAUCGUGGGCGGUGAGUCUCGAAUCCGCCCUGUUGCCGGUCACUUCAACACGGUGGAGCCCUACACGCUGCCUCCAGUGAGGGACAAGUGGGAAAACGUGACCCAGGCGGAUGGUGUGUUUCGGGUGCAGGUGCCGUGCAAAAGUGUGCAGUACUAUGCUGUCGCUGUUUACAGUGCCGCGGAUCAGCGUAUCGUGCUGCAAUAUGAGUUUGACACCGCCGCUGUGAUGUACUUUGCUGGUAAACGCUUUGUUCCCCGGGAACAGGGCGGCUCACGGAGGGGUUCGUUUGCCGUUGGUGUAAUGCAAGGCUACCAUCAGGUCCUUGUCAAGUUGUUCUCUGACAAUUCGACAGCAACAGAAGAUCCUCGAAAGUGCACCGCCGUCUCGAGCUUUUCAAUGCGUGUGGUGGGCACUGCGGUUGGCUACACUCACGCCGUCAUGCCAGACAUUCCGGAGGGUGCCUACGAAAUAUGGAACAACAACUAUAUGUUCUACCUUCUUCAUUUGGGAGAGCAAAGGGAAGAGUAUCUGUACGGCGCACUCGACGAGGACUUCAUCAACGUGAGUACGGCCAUCCCGAAGCCAGGAGAACACAUGAGCGGCAAAUUUUGGAAGGUAUUUGUCUUUUAUGGUGGCCGGAUUCCCGUUUCUGCAGAGAGUCUUCCAAAGGACAAGGAGGCUGCUGUGUCAUACGUCGCCAUCGCCCUUUACAGCGGCUACGAGGAAAAGGUUCCUGUUGGCUGGACCUUCAUCACUGGCGGCAAAACCGAUUUUUAUAUUGAUGGCAAACCGGUGUACAGUCGCCCAAGCGACACUGGCCCUUUAAAAGAGAAUUUCACCACGCCGGUUUCGCGCGGGUGGCAUCAGCUGAUUGUGCGCAUUGCCGCCACGAAAGGACAGUCAUGGGGUUUAACUUUUUACAUUCACUUUGAUAACUAUCGUCUUGGCAGUGCCCAUACCACUGGUAGCAAUCUCCCUUUUGGCGUGGCUCCCAUUCGACCCAACAGACCACUUUUGUCACUCAUGGAAUUAGUCGAUAUCAAGUCUCGGGUUGGAGCGAUUCCCUUUAAUCCAUUGAACAAUACGGCGGUGGCGGAUGAGUUUGCUGACCUUCCGAUUGAUGCAAGCUACAUGCCUGGUUUGCUUUCAAAUCAAAGCAUCUGGACAUUGGGGCGAGAGCGUCAGUACCAAUGGGUGGGAAGAGUGAGCACAGAUGGCAUCUGGGGUCACCGCCCUUUUGGUGGAAACUCCAAUCAGUAUUGGUCUGUUGUGUUGUAUGCCACGGAGUCGAUGGAGGCGACGGCGCGUGUCAUUUUUCAUGGGGGCUAUGCAAUGUGGCUGGAUGGCCAGUUGGUUGGCUCGUCACCCCUUUCUUCGGAGAAGGAGGUGCGCGAGACCUUGCCACUGAACAAGGGGUGGAACCAACUGGUAAUUAAGCUCAGAGCGAACAACUCGUUUCACCUGAUCGACACAAGGAACAGCAGGAUGAGUUGGACUGCGGCAAACGCGUUGUGUGCUGAGACGAGGCGUAUGGAGUUGUGCCCACUAUCAGCUGUGUGCCCUUUUGGUGUGGGACGCCCGGGCGUGUUCCCCGUGCCUGAGGGCUCUUCCUUUGUCCCUGUGAAGAAUGAUGAAAAUGAAUGGGUUCAGGUGUUUGCAGGCGGCGGCAACGGCACAUCGAUGUGCGAGACGUGGCGAGACGCUCAUGAUGGUCGCGCUCCAAUCUGGGGCGAGACCGGUGACAACAUAACCGAACGUCAUCUUGUGCCGUGCUGCGGCGAUAAUUCAGCACCGUUCAUAUGGCUGAGCAUCACUCCUUCCUCCACUGCGGAGGGCGAGUUGGGCUACACAUAUGAGAUCCCCGUUGUUGUUGAGGCGCCCGUUUUGACGGUUGACGACCCUGCAGCCGUCACACAAACGGUGACAAUAACCUGUGCUACGCCUGGGGCCACCAUCAAGUACGCCGUUAACAAUGCAGAAGAGAUGGCACUGUACACACGCCCCUUUACCAUCUCGGAGUCCUCGACAAUUUUUGCUCAGGCGUUUGCUCAAAGUCGUGAGAGCCGGAGGUUGGAGGUGUUUGUUGAAAUCAAGAGUCCAAUUGUCGAUCGUGUUGCGUGUGUUGAGAAUGAAAGGUGUCCUCUAUUUGUCUCGGGUGUGGAUCCGCGGUGGCGCAUGGCGAUAAUAAACACAAAAAGCUCCGGGAAAGGUGUGAAGGAGUACUUUAAUUUGACUUAUGCUCUUGAACAGCCACCGUCGUUGGACUUUUCCGGGGUGCUCGACAUAGAAGAGCACCGCGUUGUUGUUCCCCCUCUCCGUGCCGGGACAUUCAACGUCAUUGUCUACAACACCGAUGCAAGGGGCAGGAUGGCGGUGAACACUUUGGCCUACAAGGAGACAAGACUUACCCCCGGUGAGGUGGUGGGCACACAGAAAACUUUGUUCAAAAUUGAGGGCGGCGUGAACAAGGGUGAUGUCCUGCUGCUUCCGUUUACUGCAAGCAGAUCAUCAGCCACGUGCGAUGCAGAUGCGUGCACCGCGGCGCUCAAGAGUCAACUGGACCGUGUUGCCGUGUUGUCAUCCAGUGUCAGUGCGUACUUCAAACAAGACCUUUACGGAUAUUCGGGCAAACUCAGUUGUCUCUGUAUUUGCCUCUCGUGCUAUAAAGGGGUGUCCAAGCAAGAUUCGGUGCUAAUUGAAUCUUCCAAGGUGGUGAACCAGGUUGUCAACGUGAGUGUGUCGAGCCCCGUACCACACGCAAAGGCCACCGUGGGAGCUAUACGGCCUUUUAGCGUGCGCAAUGGUGAUGACCUUGAGAUGUUUGGGACGUUUAUAACCGACUCAAGCUAUAUUGUCCGAUUUAAUCCUGCUGUUUCGGGAGGCGACACAAUGGCGGCCCCGACGUGUGCUGUCCAAAAAGUCACUACCGGUGUAUUGACCUGCGAAAUGCAGGUUCAAGCCGGGACCGUGGGCGGCUGGAACGUCUCUCUCUUGGACGGGGAGGCACCAGUACCUUUUGAGGAAGGUGCCGUCAACACGAUUCAUGUCCUUCCACCGGAUCCUUUGGUUGAGUUCGCGGCGGGGAACUGCGCUGCCGCAAGCGUAAACUGCGUUACAGGUGCGGAAGUGAUUUUUCGCGGUAAGAACUUUAACCCUGUGUAUCCCUUGUAUAACGAUGUGGUUGUGGGUGAUGCCGCGUCCGCCAACCCUAUUCUCUGCAGGGUGACUAAUGCCACGGAGAAGGAGCUUUUCUGUGUUCUCAGCAUUCCGCGGGGCAAGGAACAUGGCAAGCACUCAAUCCAGGUCCGUGUCCGUGUGUCGGAAACGGAGUGGGGCGCAGAGCAAAGUGCAGGAUUUCUUGUGUUGGGGGCUGGGGCGGAUGUUCCUGGGUGGAAAGCCGACAACGUGCCUCCAUCUGUGCCAGUGGCUGGUGGAAAUAGUAAGUAUGUUGUCAUCAUCAUCGUUGCCGUUCUUGGCGCCGUUCUUCUUGCACUGAUUGUGGCCGUUGUUGUCAUGUACUUCCGGUUCCGCGCGGCGGCAGUGAAGGCCGACGAAGAAAUAAUUUCCUUGGAGUUGCAACUUCUCAAUGCAGGCCAUGAAAGGGCAGAAUUACCGACGAACAAGCAGGUGAAAGGGCUUUGA
Trypanosoma cruzi is the source of this 4641-nucleotide messenger RNA. RefSeq lists its product as uncharacterized. The transcript has a single exon. The record is from RefSeq and is a predicted model, not a curated record. NCBI's taxonomy places the organism in Eukaryota, Euglenozoa, Kinetoplastea, Trypanosomatida, Trypanosomatidae. Bases 1 to 4641 code for a protein of 1546 amino acids.